This is a messenger RNA of Sarcophilus harrisii (Tasmanian devil), 2264 nucleotides long. RefSeq names its product 17-beta-hydroxysteroid dehydrogenase type 6. The record is from RefSeq and is a predicted model, not a curated record. The transcript has 6 exons. Bases 515 to 1468 code for a protein of 317 amino acids. Lineage: Eukaryota; Metazoa; Chordata; Mammalia; Dasyuromorphia; Dasyuridae.
UAAUCUCUACCAAGUAAGACUUCAUGAGUUGUGCAGAGUGGAUUGGGAAAGGGGAGAGGACAACAAAGUAUGGGAAUAAUCUGAUUAUGGUCUGAAGACCUUGAAAAUUUAUGAUUUUGUAAUGGGGACAGGGAAGAGGAAUGUUGGCUUUAUGAAAAAACCCAUGAGAGGUGAUGGCCAAUUCCUCUUGAACAACAAGAUUGUUAUUAUAAAUUAGUUCCUGGAAUUUUACUAACAGGCAUGAAUUCCUUGCUUGCCUAUGACAUCACGUGAGCUUGAAUUGAAAAGUAUCUAGGGAUCAUUUAAUCCAACCAAUUUAUUUUGUAUCUCAGCAAAGGAAGUUUGGGGCUGUGAAGUGACUUGCUGACAGAUAACACAAAUGAUUCCUGGUUGUCUUCCUGACGGUAAGUCUCUUAACAAUUAGUCCACAUCAUUCUACUCCCUAUAAUACCAGUGAGAAGAAUUCAGACCAUCUGCUUAUCUGAAGGAAGAAGAGAAAGACCAAUCGCAUCCCAUGUGGCUCUACGUGGCCUCCCUCAUUGGCCUUUACUAUCUCUUUCGCUGGUAUCGGGAGAAGCAGGUUGUAAGUAAUCUCGAGGACAAAUAUGUCUUCAUCACCGGCUGUGACUCUGGAUUUGGGAACCAGCUGGCCAAGCAGCUGGACCUUCGAGGUCUGAGGGUGCUGGCAGCCUGUCUGACAGAGAAAGGAGCUGAGCAGCUGAGGCAUCAGACUUCAGACAGAGUAAAGACAGUGAUCCUGGAUGUAACCAAGACGGAGAGCAUCACAGCAGCUGCCCAGUGGGUGAAGGAGUGUGUGGGAAAUAAAGGACUCUGGGGCCUUGUCAAUAAUGCAGGAAUUGUUCUCCCACAUAUUUGCACUGAGAUGAUGACCAAGGAGAUCCUCACAAAGACAUUGAAUGUCAACCUGAUUGGAUUAAUUGAGGUGACACUAAACAUGUUACCAAUGAUAAGACAAGCCAGGGGGAGGAUUGUCAAUGUCUGUAGCAUCUUGGGGAGAAUGGCAGCCUUUUCAACGGCCUACUGCUCUUCCAAGUUUGGAGUGGAAGCUUUUUCGGACUGUCUGAGGCUUGAGAUGCAAUAUUUUGGAGUGAAAGUCUGCAUCAUUGAGCCUGGCUAUUUCAAAACAAACUUAACAAAUGAGGAGACGUUUGUUGAGAAUUUUAAAAAGUCGUGGAAUGACUGCUCAGUGGAGAUUAAAGAAAGCUAUGGACAAGAAUUCUUUGAGAAAACUCUCAACUUUAUCAAAGUAAUAAUGAAGCGUUGCUGCAGGAAUUUGAACCUGGUAACUGACUGUAUGGAACAUGCUCUGACAUGCUCUUACCCCCGAUAUCGCUAUUCAGCCGGCUGGGAUGCUCAAUUCUUAUAUAUUCCUAUGUCAUAUUUGCCUACAAGACUGUUAGAUUAUUUGUUGUCUAAAAAUUUACAGAAACCUGCACAUGCUAUCUAAAAGUAUAUUGGAAAGCUGACUUGUGAAGGAAUUGGACAUCAUGAAAUUUGAUAAUGAUAUUUCUGUAGCUUUUUAAAAGAAAUGUAUUCUUUUUAAGGUUUCUAUUCCUUUGUGAAGGAGCUCCUAAAUGCCUCAUUAAUUUGAAAUCACCAGGGAAUGAAGCAUUCCACAUGAAUAAAAUUUCCAGAAAACUGAAACUUUCCCUUUUAUGCACCAAAACAACAAAAUGAUUUAAAAAUCAAAAUCUUCCCAAAAUGUAGGAAAUAUUUAUCUGCUUCAGAAGAAAGCUGAGUCAGGCAGGUCCACAUUCCCAUCUAGCCUCAUACACUUACAAGCUGUGUCAAUCCAGGCAAGUCACAACCUCUGUCUGCCUCAGUUUUCUCAUCUCUAAAAGGGGGAUAAUAAUAGUACCUAUCUCCCAGGGCUUUUGUGAAGCUCAAACUAGAGAAUAUUUGUAAAUACUUUGUAAACCUUAAAGUGCUUUAUUAUGAUGUCUGGGCUAGCUCUCUGGAAGGCCUCAGGAUCAGAGUCAGGAUCAGUCAAAGUCCUUGGUCUUUAAGAGGAAAAGUGAAGGAGGCAGGGAAACUGCUACAUGGCUCAUUAAAGAUGGAUCCUGGACUCUGGAGCCUGAAAUCUUCCCUCCUAUAUGUGCUGCUGCAGAGAGACUCUGACCCUCUCUCUCAGCCCUCUAACCCUUGCCUACAAUUACCUCACCACAACACAUUCAGCAAACGACAAUCAUCAUAUCACCAUAUCAUCUAAGUAUAUAUUUAUAGAACCAUUAUCUCACAUUGAG